Messenger RNA from Torulaspora delbrueckii, 771 nucleotides. RefSeq names its product proteasome core particle subunit alpha 4 (gene PRE6). The record is from RefSeq and is a predicted model, not a curated record. The transcript has a single exon. Bases 1 to 771 code for a protein of 256 amino acids. Gene Ontology annotation, biological process: ubiquitin-dependent protein catabolic process. NCBI's taxonomy places the organism in Eukaryota, Fungi, Ascomycota, Saccharomycetes, Saccharomycetales, Saccharomycetaceae. Gene Ontology annotation, cellular component: nucleus; proteasome core complex, alpha-subunit complex; proteasome core complex.
AUGAGUGGGUACGAUCGAGCAUUGAGUAUUUUCUCACCCGAUGGACAUAUCUUCCAAGUUGAAUACGCCGCUGAGGCAGUUAAAAGAGGUACGUGUGCCGUGGGGAUCAAGGGCCGCGAUUGUGUGGUAUUAGGUUGUGAAAGAAGAUCUACAUUGAAAUUGCAAGACCCCAGGAUUACGCCGUCCAAGAUCUCCACAAUUGACUCGCAUGUGGUGCUGUCGUUCUCGGGAUUGAACGCAGAUUCAAGAAUUUUAAUUGAAAAGGCCCGUGUAGAGGCCCAAAGUCACCGUUUGACCCUUGAGGACCCCGUUACAGUCGAAUACCUGACCCGUUACGUUGCCGGAGUACAACAAAGGUAUACCCAAUCGGGUGGUGUGCGGCCGUUUGGUGUAGCCACGCUAAUCGCAGGUUUUGACCCUCAGGAUGACACUCCAAGACUUUACCAAACGGAACCCAGUGGAAUAUACUCGGCUUGGACCGCACAGACUAUCGGUAGAAACUCCAAGACCGUUCGUGAGUUCCUUGAAAAGAAUUACAACCGUGAUGAACCUCCAGCAACUGCCGAAGAGUGCGUGAAACUGACGGUGCGGUCACUACUAGAAGUCGUCCAAACAGGAGCCAAGAACAUCGAGAUCACACUUGUCAAACCAGGUGCCCAGAUCGUCACUUUGACCGCAGAAGAGAUCGGCAAGUACGUCGAGGACAUCGAACGUGAGAAACAGCUCCAGCAGGAAGAGCACGAUAAGCGUAAGAAGCCCACCAACGAUUAG